AAGAAAAAUUUACAUUAAGAUUUUUUUUUAAAAAGCAUAGCGAUUCAAUCAUUAGCAACUAAUGUUUCUCCAUAAUUAUAUUCAAUUUCCAGAGGAAAAAGCGUGAAGCUUCGUGCAUCACGACUGGUAAUUCAGGAUCGACCGGAAACGAACAAUGCGAAAGUAUCGAGAAUAACGAUACUUUCAUCCUAGUCGAGUCUACGUACUACUCUUGAACUUUGGUCAUCGAUAAUCCAGUUUGAACUUUUUAAGGAAGAGUAAUAGUGGUUGUCUAUAUAUAUACUACAUUAACCACAACCGUUGUUACGUAUCAAAGAACCACGGACAUGUCCCAUAGUGGUUGACGAUGAAGACCAGACUUGGCCACAUUAUAAAGGAAACGUUAUCUAGCUAUAAGAUGCACACGAGAUGGAGCAAAUAUUAAUUUUGCAUUCCAUGUAUUCAUUGACACAAUAUUCAAACUAUUUUUUCCCUCAUUGUUCGAUAGUUACUACGUACGCAUAUAUUAAUUAUCGAUGUAAAUUACCUCCUCAUUCAUCAUGCAUCAUUAUCACAAUUGUUUUAAAUUCAUGCUCAAAAUCGCAAGAAAAUCUAUCCACUAUUGUAGUUUAACGUAUAUAUAUUCAGUAACAAGAUAAUAUUUUCCAUCAAAAGUAUCCGAUCUCCUGCAUUAAAUCACCAAUCCAAUAGUAAUGGUUAAUUUUAAACCUGUUUCACUUAAAAAAUGUUAUAUUCGGUUAGCUCAGUAAUUAACUAAAGUGCCGUGUCACGUAUACGCAACAUCGGGCGUGAAAGGGUUGAAAGACCACCUUGACGUUCCACAUAUGAAAUCUCGAAACGUCUCUGCUCGACUGGCAUCAUUACUCGGACGAGUGGCGUCGCCGUCUCGUUUACAGAAUUCCGCGCGCGCGCUGACAAAAGAUCUUUCGUUUCGUCGAGUUCUCGCGUUUCGCCUCCCGUGUACCCGUUUUUAAUUUAGUCUACCUCGAAUUGCUGACCACCGCUGACUACGCCGUCUAACCAAUAGGCCGGCGUCAUAUCCAGUAUUAUCCAACGUGUAGCCACGACGUGUAGCCGGAGCCGGCUCAGUCGUGUGAUAAACGCGGAGGCACCUGGGUAGGCUCUGCCGCGUCUGCACAUCCGUCGACCGCCUCAGUGAAUCGUCCUCGAACAAUGGAUCCGUGAACCCCGUGAAACGGAACCGCGGACAGCUGAUCAAUUGACCGUGUUGCUUAACCAUAGUGUUUCGAAAACUAUUGUGUCGAUCGAUCGUCGUGUUUUUGUUUCCUUCGAAUCCUGAUCACCGUGAGAUCCAGUGGAAAUUGGAAUAUUGGAUAUUUGGUACCAUUCAGGAAGUUGAGAAAGGUAUCAACUUGGUGGAAGAAUUAUCAUAAGAGAAUGAGCCUUCGUUGGAUUCACGAGAACUUGGAGGCACCGACAUGCGACGAGGAAUGCAGCGACAUCGAUGACAGUUGUAGCGACGAUAGCUACGAUUCCGAUCUAUCGAUCGGCGAGGAGAAAGGGCCGGGUAGCGAAAAGGAGAUCAAUGGGGAUCGUAGGAGGAAAAGGGAGACCAGGAGGCAUCCGACCACUACAGUGAAGUUCGACGAGAACGGAACUUCGCAUUACAUCACGUCGGAAUCGGUUAAACGCUCGCCUUGCGUAAUAUGGGAUCCUAGGAAACCGGCACAAAAUCCUGUGUACAAUUGUUUGGUAAUCAAAUUGUUCUGUCGAACCGGAUAUCAUCUCGGUGUGUCGGAGUCCGGUCGUGUUCGAGGCUUGAGUGCUACGAAUGAACCACAUGCUUUGCUUCAUAUUAUACCGGUGUCGUUUGGAGUGGUACGAAUACAAAAUAUCGAGACUAGUCUUUAUCUGGCUUUCAACAAGAAAGGUCGUUUGUAUGGAGAGUUAAAUGGAAAUAAAGAUAAUACUGAAUGGGAACAAUGGAACGUUGGUUCUUACGAUGCUUUUCGAUCGCGAAAGUAUGCGAAUUAUGGAUGGUGGAUAGGAAUAAAGAAGAAUGGUCGUGCGAAACCAGGACCAAGAACUAGUUGGGGCCAAAAAUCGAUACAAUUUUUAGCUAUACGACAAGAAUAAUUUCUAUGAACAUUUUAUAUAUAUUUACAAUAAAUUAUAUAGAGAUGGUUAUUUGAAUUAUUGACGAAAGAAAAUAAAAAAAAUAAAAAUUUAAAUUUAAAUGAAAUAA
Apis laboriosa (Himalayan honeybee) is the source of this 2206-nucleotide messenger RNA. Its product is annotated as fibroblast growth factor 1-like. Gene Ontology annotation, biological process: animal organ morphogenesis; positive regulation of gene expression; cell differentiation. The coding region runs from base 1399 to 2097 and encodes 232 amino acids. Gene Ontology annotation, cellular component: cytoplasm. The record is from RefSeq and is a predicted model, not a curated record. The transcript is spliced from 6 exons. Gene Ontology annotation, molecular function: fibroblast growth factor receptor binding; growth factor activity. NCBI's taxonomy places the organism in Eukaryota, Metazoa, Arthropoda, Insecta, Hymenoptera, Apidae.